AUGAAGACAGACUUUCAGUUCUCCAAUCUGCUGGGGACCGUCUACAGCAGAGGCAACCUGCUGUUCACGCCAGACGGCACGUGUCUGUUGUCGCCGGUUGGUAACAGGGUGACUGUGUUUGACCUUGUCAACUCGAAAUCCUACACCCUUCCAUUUGCACACCGAACGAACAUCGCCCGCCUGGCCCUCAACCCUCGCGGCAACCUGCUCCUCUCAGUCGACGAGAAUGGCCGUGCCAUCCUGACGAACAUCCCCCGCCGGGUCGUCCUCUACCAUUUCUCUCUUCGCGGCGAGGUCACCGCCCUCGCUUUUGCGCCAUCUGGACGUCACUUCGCAGUAGGCAUUGGAAGGCAGAUCGAAGUCUGGCAGACGCCUUCGACACCAGACGUCGCGGAUGGCGAUCUCGAGUUUGCACCAUUCGUGCGACACCGAAUAUAUACGGGGCACUACGAUGCUGUGCAGAGCAUCGAAUGGUCGAGUGAUUCGAGGUUCUUCCUUAGCGCAUCCAAAGACCUGACAGCGCGGAUAUGGAGCAUCGAUGAAAAAGAGGGUUCUGCACAGACAACACUAGGAGGUCACAGGCAAGCAAUCGUGGGUGCAUGGUUCUCAAAGGACCAAGAGACGAUCUACACUGUCAGCAAAGAUGGAGCCCUGUUCAUGUGGAAAUAUAUGUUGCGAUACGAUGCGCCAGACGACGCCGAUGAGGACGACGAUGAUAACCUGCAAUGGGGCAUCGCGGAGCGACACUUCUUCAACCAGAACAACGCACAUGUCACCUGCGCUGGCUUCCACCCGGAAUCGAAGCUGCUGGUUACGGGCUUUUCGAACGGUACCUUCUUCGUUCACGAACUUCCCGAAUUUGCGCAAAUCCAGAGUUUGAGUAUCUCACAAAACGACAUCGACUACGUCGCAAUCAACAAGACGGGAGAGUGGCUGGCAUUCGGCGCAUCGAAACUUGGGCAGUUGCUCGUCUGGGAGUGGCAGUCAGAAUCGUACGUCUUGAAGCAGCAGGGACACUUCGAUUCAAUGAACACAAUCGCAUACUCUCCAGAGGGACAGCGGAUCAUCACCGCAGCUGAUGACGGCAAGAUCAAGGUGUGGGACGUAAACUCUGGUUUCUGCAUUGUGACCUUCACCGAGCACAUGGGCGGUGUGACAGUGUGCGAGUUUGCAAAGAGAGGCAACGUCUUGUUCACAGCCAGUUUAGACGGUUCAGUAAGAGCAUGGGACUUGAUCAGAUACCGUAACUUCCGCACAUUUACAGCACCAUCGAGGCUAUCCUUCUCAUCGCUAGCGGUCGACCCUAGCGGUGAAGUCGUAUGCGCAGGCUCGAUCGAUACGUCAGACAUUCACAUCUGGUCUGUGCAAACGGGGCAAUUGCUCGACACACUAUCUGGCCAUGAAGGGCCGGUCUCGUCACUAGCAUUCUCGCCAGACGCAUCGACAUUGGUGAGUGGAAGCUGGGACAAGACCGUUCGCGUCUGGAACAUUUUCGCUCGUACACAAACCAGCGAGCCUCUACAAUUGAUGGCAGAUGUCCUCUCAAUCGCUUUCCGCCCCGACUCGAAGCAAAUAGCUGUCACAACACUGGAUGGUCAAUUGACAUUUUGGAACGUGUCUGAUGCCGCUCAAGAGAAUGGCGUCGACGCUCGUCGCGAUGUGUCCGGUGGGCGCAAGAUGUCAGAUCGUCGCACGGCGGCCAACGUAGCCGGCACCAAGUCUUUCACAGCGGUCACGUACAGCGCAGACGGCUCCUGCGUUCUUGCAGGCGGCAACAGCAAGUAUAUCUGCUUGUACGACGUACAGUCAGGUGUCUUGCUCAAGAAGUUCACUGUUUCCGUCAACCUUUCGCUGGACGGUACACAAGAGUUCCUCAACAGCAAACUAUUGACAGACGCUGGGCCACAAGGCCUUAUUGACGAAACAGGCGAAGCUUCAGACCUCGAAGACCGACGCGACACCACACUGCCUGGCGCUCAAAAGGGCGUUGGCGCAAGACGAGUGCGUCCCGAAGUCAGGGUGCCUGCAGUGGCCUUCUCGCCAACAGGGAGGGCUUUCUGUGCAGCCUCAACAGAAGGACUUCUCAUCUACUCCCUAGACAACACAUUUCAAUUCGACCCUUUUGAUCUCGACAUCAGCGUCACACCCUCCACAACUCUCGAAACUCUCGCUCAACAAGAGUACCUCAAAGCACUUGUCAUGGCUUUCCGCCUCAACGAACGCAAUCUCAUUCGCCGCGUUUACGAAGCCACACCAGUCGAAGAUAUUCCUCUCGUCGUCAAGGACUUGCCAGCUAUAUACCUUGGACGAUUACUACGCUUCGUUGCUGCACAGGCUGAUGAAUCACCACAUCUCGAGUUCAACCUGGUCUGGAUCGAAUCGCUCCUCAGCAAACACGGACGAUGGAUGAAGGACAACAAGAGCGGCCUCGAGGCUGAGCUGCGGAGCGUAGAGAAGGCAGUCAGACGGAUACAGGCAGAGCUUGCGAGACUGGCGGAUGAGAACAUUUACCGGAUAGAGUAUCUGCUUGCGCAGCCCGUCGAGAAGACCACAAAGUCAAAGGAGCUUGACUUUGAGGUCAAGGCGAUAGGCAAUGGCGUUGUGGACGAGGAGAUGGCUGAUGGCGAGGACGAGGAAGACGACGGAGGUUGGGAAGGUUUCGAAUAA
Ascochyta rabiei is the source of this 2667-nucleotide messenger RNA. Its product is annotated as U3 snoRNP protein. NCBI's taxonomy places the organism in Eukaryota, Fungi, Ascomycota, Dothideomycetes, Pleosporales, Didymellaceae. Gene Ontology annotation, biological process: maturation of SSU-rRNA from tricistronic rRNA transcript (SSU-rRNA, 5.8S rRNA, LSU-rRNA); ribosomal small subunit assembly. Gene Ontology annotation, molecular function: protein binding. Gene Ontology annotation, cellular component: Pwp2p-containing subcomplex of 90S preribosome; small-subunit processome. The record is from RefSeq and is a predicted model, not a curated record. The coding region runs from base 1 to 2667 and encodes 888 amino acids. The transcript has 3 exons.